Tetranychus urticae (two-spotted spider mite) is the source of this 11351-nucleotide messenger RNA. Lineage: Eukaryota; Metazoa; Arthropoda; Arachnida; Trombidiformes; Tetranychidae. The record is from RefSeq and is a predicted model, not a curated record.
AACUUAAAAUACUGUCAGUUGUAACGAGAUGUUUAAAGCUCGUAAGACUUUUUUUUGUACAAAAAAAGUCUGACACUUUUUUAGUAUUUUAUAUUCAAUAUUUUUGUUUAGUAUAUUUAAUUGUAUUAGUGGCAAUAAUCAGUAGCUGAUUGUGUCCAUACAUUGACUAUGGAUAUAAUUAAAAUGGGUUCGUGUCAAUGGAUAUUUGGCUGUUUAGUGUUGAUUUGCGCUUUCAUCCAAUUGACUGACCAAGAGGUGCUCAACCCACCUUACUUCAACAUUGCUGAGGGACGCAAGAUCCAAGCAACUGAAACUUGUGGUGAAAAAGUGGGCAAAGAGUUUUAUUGUAAAAUUAUUGGCUCCAUGUGGACAGAAAAUGUUGACUUCAAUCAAGAUCGACUUGUACUUCAGGGUCAAGCUUGUGAUUAUUGUGAUCCAAAUGAUCCAAAGAAAUCUCAUCCAGCUGAAUAUGCAAUUGACGGUUCACCUAAAUGGUGGCAAUCACCUCCAUUAUCAAGAGGGCCUGAUGCAAGUCGAGUUAAUUUAACAAUUGAUUUAGGACAAGAAUUCCAUGUAGCAUAUGUUUAUAUUACAAUGGCAAACUCGCCUAGACCAGGCGUCUGGGUUCUUGAAAGAUCAACUGAUAAAGGAUCAACGUUUAAACCUUGGAUGUAUUUUGCUGAUUCACGAGAAGAAUGUAUUAAACAGUUUGGCGAAGAAAGUGUCCAACCAUUGGUUAGAGAUGAUCAAGUAAUUUGUGAGACAAAAUAUUCAAAACUAAUUCCACUGGAAAAUGGUGAGAUGGUUAUAUCGCUAUUAACUAAUCGACCAAAUGGAGACAAUUUUACCAGUUCAGAAGUUCUUCAGGAAUUCACCAAAGCAACUAAUGUUCGACUUCGAUUUAUUAGACCACAAACAACGUUUGGACAUUUAUGGAAUGUUGAUCAAACAGUAACUCGUCGUUAUUUUUACAGUAUUCGGGAAAUUAACCUCGGAGGUCGAUGUGUAUGUAAUGGUCAUGCCGAGACUUGUGAUGUUAUAAAUCAAACUCAACCAGAUAAAUUAUAUUGUGCCUGUCAACACAAUACUGCUGGAGCUCAGUGUGAAAGAUGUAAACCGCCUUACGUUCAGAAACGUUGGAGACCUGCAACUUCUAGCAAUCCAUUUGAGUGUGAAGAAUGUAAUUGUAAUAAUCAUUCGAAACAAUGUGAAUUUGAUUUUGAUGUUGAAAGAAACAAGGAGUCUAUGGAUAUUCAUGGUAAAUAUGAAGGUGGAGGUCGCUGUAUUGCAUGUGAUCACAAUACUAUGGGAGUCAAUUGCCAUGAAUGUAAAUUUGGUUACUAUCGACCCGAAGGCCGAGCUCUUAAUGCAACAAAUGUUUGCGUUAAAUGCAGUUGCUCCAAGACCAGUCAAACUGGUGGGUGUAAUGUAGGUACAGGAAUUUGUCAAUGCAGAGACAACUUUACCAAUGCACCAGCAUGCGACAGAUGUGCCUAUGGUUAUUACAAUGAACCUGAUUGUCCUCGGUGUCCUUGUUAUCGUAAUGGUACAUUGGGUGACAUUUGUGAUCCAGAAAAUGGUCAAUGUGUAUGCAAAGACCCUUAUUCUGGUUCUGAUUGUUCAUCUUGUGCUGCUGCUUAUUGGGGAUUCCCUGAAUGUCAACGAUGCAACUGUGAUCAAUCUGGUUCCGUUUCUCCAAACUGUAAUUCAACCGAUGGCCAAUGUACUUGUCUGAAACAAUUUUCUGGUCGUCAAUGUAACUCUUGUUCAAUUGGGUUCUUCGGUUAUCCCGAUUGUCAGGCUUGUAAUUGUAAUCCAUUGGGAACCACUGAAGACAUUUGUGAUCAAAGUAACGGUGUGUGUAAAUGUCGACCCGGUUUUGGUGGGGAAAGGUGUGAUGAAUGUGAACCAGGCUUUUUUGGUUUCCCUGAUUGUAAACCUUGUGCUUGUGAUUCAAUUGGAUCGCUCAAUCAAACUUGCAACAAGGAUGGUAAAUGUUUAUGUGCCUCUCAUUACGGUGGAUCAAAAUGUAACCAGUGUAGUCCUGGUUUCUUUGAUUUCCCCAAAUGCGAACCUUGUGGAUGUGAUCCUGCCGGUUCGUAUGGUACCACCUGUCAAAAUGGCAUUUGUCAGUGUCGGGAAAACUUUGAAGGAAUCAAAUGUAACAAGUGUAAGAAAAAUUAUUACAAUUAUCCAACCUGUGAAAGCUGUAGCUGUAACCCAGCCGGAGUUGCUCCCAAUUUUCCUGGUUGCUCUGAAAUAAUGUCUGGUAAAUUAUGCGAAUGUAAAGAGCGAGUAACUGGCCGUUAUUGUGAUACUUGCGCCCCUCACUAUAAAAAUUUACGAGCUUCCAAUCCGGCCGGUUGUGAGCCUUGUCGAUGUAACCGAGCUGGUUCAAUCAAUGGUUUGGAUUAUUGUGACGGUGAAUCUGGUCAAUGUGUUUGUAAAGAAUCAGUUUCUGGGUUAGCUUGUGAUCGGUGUUCUUAUGGUUCUUAUGCUCUAUCAGUCGGUAACUACCUCGGCUGUGUUCCUUGUGAUUGUGAUGUUGGUGGUUCAUGGCGUGGCGUUUGUGACCAAAGAACUGGUUCAUGUCAAUGUAAAUUCAGAAUUGAGGGCCGUCGAUGUGAUCGCCCACAAAAAGCUCAUUACUUUUACACAACUUAUCAAUAUCUUUAUGAACUAGAGGAUGGUCGAGGUGAAUAUCAUAAUGUACGUUAUGAUUACAAUGAAACCAUUUUCCCUGGAUUCUCAUGGAAAGGUUAUGUCAACUUCCCGGACCUUCAAAAGAAGGUUAUAAUUGACUUUGUCAUUAUUCGAUCAUCAUUUUACCGAGUCAUAUUCAACUACCACAACCCAGGAACAGAACCGAUUGUUGGAAAUUUAACUCUAUCUAAUGAAAAUGAACCUCCUCAACACAUAAAGUUAGUCUUUCCACCGACAACCAAACCUAAAAGAUAUUUGGUUCCGAUGGACAAAGCUUCUCCUCUCUACCUUUUUGCUGCCCAACGACCAUGGAAAGCAAUUUUAACUGGUGAGGAACCACUUUUAGUCGAUUACAUUGUUUUCCUACCUCAAGCUUAUUUUGAAGCGACCAUUCUUCGAGAAAAUGUCACAGCAGCUUGCACCAUUUCCACUGCCAAUUAUCAACUUUGUAGACAUUAUGGAUACACCAAGUUCCCCGCAACGGCAGUCACUUAUCCAAAAGAUGCUACUUACAACAACUUGCUUCAAGACACAAAAGACUCAUUUUUAAUCGAUGCCACUCUAUUAUCUGACCAGGAUCGGGAACACAUUUUUGACUUGGAAAUUGAAAAGUCGCAAAAAUAUGUUCUCAUUUUGAAUUAUGUUUACCGAGUAACUAAUCCACCACCAAAGGGACAAGUGGCCAAAUUGACGGUUGAAGUCAACACUCUUAAUGGAACGGUAAAUAUUCCCUUCCAAGUACCGAUGUGUCAAUAUACCUUUUCCUGUCGACACAUCGUUUUGAAUGAAAAAGCAGCUCCUGUUGAAUUUCAUCUUGAAUCUGGAUCACCUUCAGUCAGUGUUAAACUAAACAAUGAAAUUGGUGAAGCUACUUUUGGUAUUUUAGGUUUAGUAUUUUUACCUAAAAAUGAUUGGCACAUUGACCAUGUUAAACCAUCAUUGAUAUGUGUGAUGCGCAAUUUGACCUGUUUGGAUAUGUCAUUUGAUGCAAAUACCGAUGCAACUAAAAUCCCAUUCGGACUUCAAGGGAAGGUUGUUCCAGCUUCAAAUGGAAGUCCCGAAACUCAAGAUCGAAAUGUUGAUUUGGUUGGAACUGCACCAAGAACACAAAAUUAUCAACUAAUUGUUCACUAUUAUCAACCCGAUCAUCCAUCAUUCGAUAUCGAGUUGACUUUCCAAAGAACACCAACUUCCCCAUCAGAACAAGCAACACUUAGCAUUGCUCAUUGUCCAAGUAAAAGUGGAUGUAGAUCCAUUGUCAAGUUUAAGAAGCCACUUGGAGUGUUAGAGGAAGGCAAAGAGUUUACUCUAAUUUUGAUUCCACCCAAAGAUCGAGGUGUUACCCUCGACUAUUUACUUCUAACUGCUGAAAAGUCAUUCUCAUCAAAUCAACUUGAUCUUCCAGUUGUUGAUAGAUCAACCGAAUUCCUUCGCAACUGUGUUCAAGAUGCUUUUUACAUUGACGAUUCUUCUACCGAAUUUUGUAAACAAGCUUUAUUCACGUUGACCACUGGACACAACAACGGGGGUGCCUUUUGUGGUUGUAAUAUAACAGGAUCGAAAGGGUACACAUGUAAUCCUCUUGGAGGUCAAUGUGACUGUAAACCCAAUGUAAUUGGAAGGGAAUGUAAAGCUUGUCGAUCCGAAUACUUUGGUUUCCCUGAUUGUAAGCCAUGUAAUUGUAAAGCCAAAAAUGCUGCUUAUUGUGAACCAGUUACUGGUGAAUGUGUUUGCCCAAAGAACGUUGUCGGAGACAAUUGUGAUCGAUGUGCUCCAUUAACCUUUGGCUAUGAUUCCAGAAUGGGUUGCGAAGAGUGCAAUUGCCAUUCAAUUGGAGUUAAAGACGGUAAUCUUCAGUGUGACUUGCAAACUGGUAUUUGUGAUUGUAAGGAAAAGUACGAUGGUCGAGCUUGUGAUCUUUGUAAACCGGGUUACUUUGAUUUCCCUACUUGUCGUGUUUGUGCUUGUCAUGCUGAAGGAACAACAUCCGAUAUUUGUGACCGUAAAUCAGGAACUUGUUAUUGUAAGGAAAACACUCUCCGUCCAAAUUGUGAUGUUUGUAGGAGAGGAACUUAUAACCUGGAAAAAAAUAACCCACAAGGUUGUACCAAAUGUUUCUGUUUCGGAACUACCGAAAACUGUCGAAGCUCUGAGAUGAGGAUUGCUCCAGUCAAAGUAGACAACUAUUCAAAUUGGACUGCUGUUGGAAUAUCAUUUAGUGAAUCUGGAAUGCGUUUCAGUUCCAUUGACACUGAAUCAAGCUCAACUGAAGCAGAAUUCAAAAUGAAACCAGUCGCUUUUACCCGUGGAGAUCAGAGCGAUGUUCAACCAAGUUCUGACGCUAGAAGUAACAUUUACUUUAAAUUGCCAAAAGAAUUCCUCGGAAAUCGAAUAACUUCAUACGGCGGUUUCAUUCAAUAUGUGGUAAAUGAACUGCCUUCAGGGUCCUCUUCAGUCGAUACUCCAAUCACACCUGAUAUUAUUUUAACUGGACGCAAUGAUUCAAUUUCACUGACUCGUGAUGAACAACCUGAAUCUGCUGGUAACUCGCAAAAGAUUGAGAUCGAACUUUUAGAGACCAAAUUUGUCCAUCUGCUUGAUUCGACGCCAGUUAGUCGAGCACAGUUCAUGACUCUACUUGUUGAUUUACAGUCUGUUUACAUUCGAGCUUCUUAUUUCUCUCCAGUCGAGUUUGUUUCAAUCACCAAUUUCACCUUUGAUUCAGUUUCUAAUGAAGCAAGUCCUGAUGCACCAUUAGCUCUUCGUGUUGAACAGUGCAUUUGUCCACCAAAUUAUCGAGGAAGCUCAUGUGAGGAGUGUGCUAGUGGUUAUUAUCGAGUUCCAACUGGACCAUAUCUUGGUUCAUGUAUUCCUUGCGAAUGUAAUGGCCAUUCAAAUGAAUGUGACCCAUUGACAGGAAAAUGUUUCAAUUGUCAACAUGAAACAACCGGUGAUCACUGUGAGUUGUGUAAAUCAGGUUAUUACGGAAAUGCAACAAUUGGAAAGCCCGACGAUUGUUUAAUGUGUCCUUGUCCAUUACCAAACAAUUUCGCUGAUUCCUGUGAAAUCCGAACCAAUGCUCGACUUCAAGCAGAAUGGAAUUGUAACUGUAAACCUGGUUAUAGUGGGCAAUUAUGUGAGUUCUGUGCGGCUGGUCACUUUGGUUAUCCAAUGCUUGCUGGCAACUACUGUCAACCAUGCAACUGUAAUGGUAACACCGAUCCAACAGAUCCUGGUUCAUGUGACUUGUAUUCAGGCGAAUGUACCAAAUGUCUCAACUAUACUGCCGGUAAAUCUUGUGAGUAUUGUGCUGAUGGCUAUUAUGGAGAUGCUAUUGAACUUAAAGAUUGCCGACCUUGCGAGUGUGACGAAACUGGUACAGCAGUUUGUGAUAGAUAUUCUGGAAAAUGUGAAUGCCAUCCUAAUGUUGUUGGUAAGUUCAUUGAUUUAUGCAAAUCGAAUAUAAAGUGUGAAAAAUAUUCAGAGAGUGUUUGUAACCAACAAACUGGAAAAUGCGAAUGUUUACCCGGAGUUGUUGGUGAAAAGUGUGACAAAUGUCGGCGUUGGGUAUUUGUCGAUCGUGAAGGUUGCCUCGAGUGUGGUGAAUGUCAACACGCUCUUCUUAACGACACCGAUGCAUUGGAAAAUGACAUUAUGCCAAUCGUCAAUGAAUUUAGCAACUCUUCAUCCGGUAUUCACGCAAAGAAAGCGUUCCUCACUUUGAAUAACACAGUCACUGAAUUUAACAAACAGUUGGCACAAAUUAUCGAAGGAUCUAAAACAAUUGACCUGACUCCUCUUGAAACCGAAAUGACUAAAAUAACAAACGCAUCCGACAAUUUACCAGCAUGGCAAGAUCGUCUUUCUCGUCUAGCUGCUGGAGUUGUCAUCAAAGUGGAUGAAACCAAAGAAAAUGCAACACUGAUUCGACGCCUAAUCAAAAAGGUCAAGUCAGAUGUUCAGCUAUUGUUUGAACAAUUGGAUAACGUCGACUAUAAAUAUAACACUCAAGCUGAUGAAGAAAGCAUUAAGUUUAUGAUAACUAAAGCAGAAGAAAACAAAAACGCAGUCGAAAGGUUUGGUGCCUUUACAAAUGCUCUGAAAACAGUUGCUAAUGAAACAGAGUCAACAAUGGUUGUUUUGGACAGAGUUGAAGAUUACAUUGCUCCUUAUGUUAAUGAAAAGGCCACUUUGAAUGAAUCUGAAUCACGAUUGGAUCAACUUGAAACCAUUUUAACUGAUGCUAAUGAAAAGAUAGUUUCUGCAAUGACUAUUGCUUUGGAUGUACAACGAGGGUUGAAUCGAAGUCGGGAAGCUGUUAAAGAAGCUAUUGUUCCUCGAAGUAGCUCAUUGAAAAAUCUAGACUCGGCAAUAUCUGCAAACUUGAAAGAAGCCAAAACUAGAAUUGAUUCAUCUGAACCCAUCAUGAAAGAAGCUUCUGGUUCCUUUGAUUCUUUAGUAGAAAUUUCUAAUCGUAUUAAUGGGAAAAAAGAUUCUCUUGAAAAGCUCAACCCUGAAGAUGUUCAAGAAACAGAACUACUUGAGAUCGUGAAGAAAGCAGGUCAACAUGCAUCCAGUUUGAAUCGUACUGCCACCGAUCUUGAUUUCAUUUUCAUGGAGGCCAUUAGACAAGGUGAUCUCAACCGAACAAUGAGAGCUGCUACUGCUUAUGAAGUUAUUGAAAACUCGAUUGAAUCUGCCGAGAAAUCAAUGAACAAUGUUAUUAGUCGCACGGCCGAGAAACCAUGGGAAGGAAUACGAGAUAAAAUAUCUGCAACUCGAUCAGCCAGUACUGGAAAUCGAACCGAAGCAAGUGCUCUCAGAGCUAAUAUUUUAAAUAACGGAGCAACCAGAUUGAGCCAAUUCAAUGAGACUAUCCGUUCGAGAGGUAUUGAGAGCGGAUCACAAGGUGAACAAUUGAAGAAAAUUGAUGAAGAUUUAGCGUCAAUUGAGAUCUCAACUACACCCGAUUCGAGUCGCGAAGUGAUGGAAAUUGCUGAAGCAAGUAUCUUUCAGGCAAACAAGGUUUCCGAACGAGUUGAUAAACUGAUUGAUGAAAUAAAUUCCUUGUCAAAUGCAACUAAACAAUUAACAGAAGCUGAGAGGAAAGCUUUCAUUGAUAUCCAUGAAAGUACAUCAAUGACUUCAUUGUACGGAGAAAGAGGGAUUGGACAAAAGAUUCGUGAUGCAAUGGAAAGAGUUACUAAAAUGGUUAAUUCACUUAAUUCAUCAAAAAAUGAAUUAAAGAAAUUGAAAGAUUCGGUGGUUAAAGCUCGAGACAUGGCAAAUCGAAUUGAUGUAGCAAUGAGAUUGGGAAUUGGAUCAUUUGGUGAAUUAAGAAAGCCUGAAAAUUUAGAUUCUUCAGGAAGUUACAACAAAUUAUCGCUCAACUUUGCCUCCAUUUAUCCUGAUGGACUCCUUGCUUUUGUUGGUAAUGCUAGACGAACUGACAGUCGCCAAGCUCGUCAAACAACUCAAAUUCGUGAGACUACAGAUGAUUACAUGGCUCUUAUGCUCAGUGAUGGAAAGGUUAGAGUUGUUUUAGAUUUGGGAAGUGGACCGCAAUCCUUAGAAACUGAGGCCAAAGUAAACGAUGGACAUUGGGUUAACUUGAUUGUUGAAAGAAUCGGGAAAACAUUGAAGAUUACCGUAAACAAGGACGAAAAAGAGAUUGUCACUCAUGGUCACAUUGACGGCUUCUCUUCAGUACUUGAUUUGAACAAUGAACGAUCAAGAAUAUUUAUUGGUUUGAUUCCAAAUAAUUAUGUUGUUCCCGAUACAAUUAAAGUAAACGGUUUCAAUGGUUCCCUGGCUUAUAUUACCUUAGGUGAUAUGCCAUUAGGUUUGCUUAACUUCCAAAGGGCAUACUUCAUCAGCGGUGAUUCCUUACCCAAUCAACCCCAAGUGAAAGGCGUCCAUUUCAAUGGCAGAGGAUGGGCUUCAACCCAAAUCGAAACUGAAAAGUUGUCGCAAAUCACCAACAUUGUUUUGACGAUUAAAACUUAUGCUCGCUCUGGUUUAAUAAUGUUACUUUCUGGACAAAGUGAUUACCUCGCUAUCCAACUAGAUGAUGGUAAACCCAAAGCUAUUAUUGAUUUGGGAAGUGGUUAUGUGUCCAUCACGCACACUGAUAAAGUUAAUGACGGCUUGGAACAUACAAUUUCCUUUUCUCGUAAAUUCAAAGAUAUAACUUUGGGUGUUUCUGGUGGAGAGAUUAUGUCUGCCGAAACGAGCGGUUCACAGGCAACCUUUGAGCUUGACCCAACUCUUUAUAUUGGUGGACAUCCUGAUAAACAUAACCUUCCUGAAGUCACUGAUAUUCCGUAUGAAGGUUGCUUCAAUGAGCUUUCUAUUGAAGCCAAGUUGAUUGAGCUUGGUAACUCUACCAUGAUGCCGGGAGUAACGGUUGGCUGUCUUGAUUCAGGUGUUAGAGAAGCUGUCUUUGAACCAAACUCACCGGGUUACAUCGCAAUGCCAUUGAGCAUUGAAAUUGUUGAAAGUGUUCAAAUAUCUUUCAAAUUCAGGACCAAUGUUUCAAAUGGUUUACUAUUCUUUGCUGCCAAUCCUGACAAACCAGAAGAUUCAUUCCUUGCCAUCUACAUUUCUGAUGGCACCCUGGCAUUAACAGCUCAUCCAGGUCGAACAAUCAAAUCAUCAGGACUUCGUUAUGAUGACAAUGAAUGGCAUUAUGUAAUGGCAACAAAGAAUGCUUAUCAACUUCGAAUGGACAUUGAUGAUAGAACUGAAAUUAACUUUGAUCUAAUUGAACCCGUUAACUUGAAUAUACCAUCAGGAACUUUCUAUCUUGGUGGAGCGCCAGAAAACUUUAUCUCGACUCUUACGUCCAAUGGAAUUGCUGAUAAAUUUAUUGGCUGCUUGGGCGAUGCUGUUGUUCAUGAUAAAUUCCAAGAUCUCAGGAAAGCAUCCAAAGUAACAGGAGCCACUUUAGUUACAUGUAAAGUGAUAAGUGACGGUAAACCACGAGAAAUAGUUAUGCCGGUCGUCACUGAUGCACCAACCACAACAACUGCACUAACACCCAUAACUCCUGAAACACCUUCAGUCUGUGCUUUACCUUUUAAGAGCAUCGACACAUCCAUGACUGUAGCUUCAGAUGGCCGUCGCUUUGGUACUUCAUAUUACUCUAGAGUUGAACUCAAAAUUGGCUCUGAUAUAAUUGGUUCUUUCGUCACUGAAUCAACUGUAACCCUUGAGUUCCGAUCAACUCCAGCCCUCAGUUUCAACUCUGCCGAACCACUGAGUGGAAUUUUAUUCUUCCUCGCUGAUGCUCAAUAUGUCGAUCUAUUUGUACUCUACAUGAAACAAGGUAAACUUCACUUUGCCUGGAAUGCUGGAAGUGGCUUGGCAACUAUACGAGGUGGUGCUCUUGACUGGAACAUGGAUGAUGGUAAAUGGCAUAAAGUUACUUUUGGUGUUAAAAUGAAACAAGGUAAAUUGGCCCACGAAAACGGCCAGUUUGUCACUGGCACUUCACCUGGAAGCUCACAAAACCUAAACAUAAUCUCUCCAGCUUACAUUGGUGGCUUGCCUCCAAAUGCUGCCGAUCGAAUCCGAGUUUUACUACAAAAUGUAACCAGUUCCUUCCCUGGUUGCAUCCGCAAUGUUGUCAUUGGUAAAACCAAAUUCAACUUGGAAGACAGUGAAGCUUCAAAUGGCCACAAAUUCAUCAACACCCCGACUUGCUCAGACAAACUUGAAAGAGGAACCUUUUUCACUGGUCAAAAUAGUUAUCUUUCUUGUUAUGAUAGAUUCAAGGUUGGAAGCAAUGUUGUCAUAAGUUUCAUGGUAAAACCAAGGAAUGUUAGCUCACUUCUCUUAGCUUCAUUCGGCCAGCCCGAUGAAAAGAACCGCAUAACUGAUUAUCUAAUUGCUAAACUAGUCGAUGGAGUAAUUAUAGUAACUGUUGAUAAUGGUGAAGGGGCUAAAGACUCUGAGAUUAAAAUGCGAGGCGAUUACGCGUCCAUCUGUAAUGGCGAUUGGCAUACAAUUAAAAUUACUAAACUACAAAAUGCUCAUUUCGUUACCGUCGAUGAUGAAAGUAAUGUUGCUGUUUUUACUCCGGGUGGUGUUAAUGUAGCCGAUACUUUGACUCCACUCUACUUGGGUGAUGUUCCAGACAAUUACCGACGUAUCUUCCCUGACCUGCCGCCACCUUAUAUUGGAUGUAUCAAGGAUAUUGAAAUUUCAAGACCGAUGAGCCAAGCAAAUAGUCUUCGGACUGAUACUUUUGUAGAUUGUGAAAACUCAGGAGCUACGGUGGAACUUUGUCCGACAAUUUAAUCACCUUAAUUUUCUAAUUAAACACAAUUUUCAUAAAUCCAUUGUAAAUUUAAAUCCAUAAAUAACUUCACCUUUGCAUUUGCAGUAAACUACUUAAUCUGUUUUAAACUCAAUACCAAUGUGCACUUUUGUUGAGUUGACAAUUGCCGACCAAGGAUAAAAGAGUCAUUUUUAUGCUAAGUUUGCUUCUGUUAAUCAACUUGAUCAAUUGAAACUUUUUAAUCAACAUUCUAAACCAAAAGAAUUGAAUUUAAAACAAAAGGUUGACAAAUGUAUUGAGUAUUUUACUGUAUAAAUUGUAAUUCUAGAAAACUUUUAUUGUUAUUAUAUAUUGCCAACAUAAUUAA